AUGACAUCGAUGGGCACGUUGCAAUAAGCGUAAAAAAGACAUAGAUUAGCAGCGGCAAUUUCAAAACAAAGCAUGAAAACAACUAAACAACUUGCAAGAGAAUUAGGAUUACUAAGAAAAAGAAGUAUAAAUUCCAGUACAAGUAGGAAACCAUCAACAGAUCAAACAUUUCCAUAUUUAGUGGUAUUAGAUUUUGAAUCAACAUGUUGGCAGGAUGGUAAAUUUAGAACUCAGGAAAUUAUUGAGUUUCCUGCAGUAUUACUGAACACUUCUACAGGAAAGAUAGAAAGUGAGUUUCAGUUUUAUGUACAACCACAAGAACAACCAAACCUAAGUGAAUUCUGUAAACAGCUGACUGGUAUAACACAGGAUCAGGUAGACAAUGGUAUUCCAUUAAAUCUAUGUGUCAGGAAAUUUGUACGCUGGCUGGACUCUCUUAAAGAGAAAAAGGGUGUGGUGUUUACACAACCAUCAACAGAAACAGAAAAAUGUCACUUAGCAACAAUAGUCACAUGGUCAGAUUGGGAUUUAGGUGUAUGUUUAUACAAUGAAUUGAGAAGGAAACAGAUAUUAAGACCAUGUCAACUUAAUAGUUGGAUAGAUCUCAGAGCUACCUACAGGAAGUUUUACAGCAGAAAACCAAAUGGUUUAAAUGGAGCCUUGAAGGAUUUGGGUAUAGAUUUUGAAGGACGAGAGCAUUCUGGUCUUCAUGAUUCCAGAAACACAGCAAUACUGGCGUACAGAAUGAUACAAGAUGGCUGUAUACUUAACAUUACCAAAUCACUGAAGGGGUCAAACAUUCCAGGUGGGGAUAAGUACCUCCCAAUAAAGCAACUGACACCCAACAAACAUAAGAUUCACCAAAGGAAACAACCAACACCAUCAAAAAGUCCUGUACAUAAACGCAGAAAGCAGACCGACAUUGCAGAUGAUGAAUCAUGUUUUGAUGACGAUUUGGAUCAUGCCAUAGCUAGCAGUCAGGAAUUAGAUAAUAUUUUAAUAAGUGUUGCCACGGAAACUCCAGAACGUAAGAGAAAGAGCAGAAUUCCUUUAGAAAGGUCUUACUCACCAAAAAUGUUGAUAAGUGAAAUAUCCCCUAUUCAAUAUUCAAAAUCAACCAAGAAAUCACCUUCCCUUCAAAAGUUGACUAAGGUGAAGGUUAAACGAAUUAUUGCAGGGAAAUUUGAUCCCACACAAAUUUACAUUGAUCCUGAAGUUGAAACAAAAGCAUUUGUCAAUGGUCUAAAUUCUACUGGAAACAAUAGACUGGCAGAAGUUAGUGUAAAUGUACCUCUUCCAAAAAGAGUUUCAACAACUAAAAAAAAUAUUUCACCUUUAAAAAUCACUGAAGCAUAUCCACAUUUGUCACCAACGAAACAAAGUUGUCAGAAACCACAAAAUAGUGUCAUAUGGAGCAAUAGUAUUCCAAAGGUCAGAAAAGGAUCACCCCCAAAACAGUCCGGUCAAAAACCUACGGACAGUUUAAGGAGUAGCAACAAUAAAGUUGGAAUUGCUGUGCAAAAAUUUUAUUCAUCUCCUGGAAAAAGUGUGGAGGAAAAGUCCAGUGGAUCUGAGACAACAUUACCUAAACGGACAGUUCAUUCUUGUGAAUCAACUAUAACACCUAACAUUUCAGCACCUGAAUCAAAGAUUGAUAUUACUCCAGGAAAUGGAAAAACUUCAACAUUAUUCCCUGUGUUUAAAACACCAUCGCCCCCGACUGAGGCACUCAAAACACUGUUAGUUAAGGCAUCAUAUUCAAAUACAUCCAAAAGAAAUGUAAAAGAAGUUACAAUGACUCCUUCUAGAACUUUGUCAGUAUAUUCUGAUUCUUUAAAAACACCUGUAAAUACUCAAGGAAAUUGUAGAACUCAAGUUUCUUUGUCAUCAUUUAAAACACCGUCCAGUACUUUAGGAACAUUCAAAACACCAUUCAGUGGACAAGCUAACAAUUCUGUGAACUCUUCAGGAAUGAAAGGGACCCCACCCCUGUGUAAUUGUGGUAAAAGAUCAAAGAGAAGAAUGGCACAGACACCUGGUCCGAAUAUGGGACGAUUUUUCUUUUGCUGUGGAGCGUCCGGAUAUAACAGCUCUGGUAAUCGAAAUGGAUGUGGCUUUUUUAAGUGGGAAAACCCCACUACAAUCAAUGGCAGAAGUCAGAGCUUUACCCAAAAUGGAACUCUUUCUAAACCAUUUGUACCUGUCUUUAGUUCAGCUAAAUCUAGUCAGAAAAAGAGCUUAGGUGUGAGGUCAAAUUCUAUUUCAUCUUUCAGGUAGACUGACAAUGAUUUUUUUUUUAAUUCUGUAAUUCAUUGUGACAAUGAAAAUUAUGUACAAAUUGAAAAAAGUGUGAGUGAGAGGACAAUUUAGAUCAAUGUGCAAUACUUCAAAGAUAAAUUGCUUAAAAACAUUUCAGUUCAAACUAUUGAAAAAUGAGAUUUUCCUCAAGAAUCAAUUUUUCUUACUGUGUAUUCGUUUAUUUUUAUGGGUAAAGAGAGCAUUUGUCUUUGAUUUACAAUUUGGUGUUUAUAUACAUACAAGUCUUUAGAAAAUAUGUUCUCUGUUAAACAUUUAAAUUUAUGGUUUCCCUAUAAAAAAAAAAAUUAGUAUCCCACAAAUAAUAAUGAAUCCACAGUAGUUUGAAAUACGACCCUCUGACAAUUUCAUAAAAUAGCUUAUUCUGAGAAACAAAAGAAUACAAAGCUGUAUAUGUCAGUGUGUUAGGUCUUCCAAAAUAGAUUACAUAAAACAUGUAAAAUUGUUAUUUAAAUUUUUUUUUUUUUAAUUUAUUUAUGAAAUGCACAUUUCUACCCCAAGGAGAUGAAGGCAUAUAUACAAACAAUACUUUAAUAACCUAAUAGGAAAAUGAGAUUUUCAUCUAUAUUAAGUUUUGAAUUAUUUCAGACAAUUUUUGUCGAGCCUUCGACUUUAGUCGAAAAAGCGAGACUAAGCGAUCCUGCAUUCCGUCGUCGUCGGCGGCGUCAACAAAUAUUCACUCUGUGGUUAAAGUUUUUGAAAUUUUAAUAACUUUCUUAAACUAUACUGGAUUUCUACCAAACUUGGACAGAAGCUUGUUUAUGAUCAUAAGAUAGUAUCCAGAAGUAAAUUUUGUAAGAAUAAAAUUCCAUUUGUUCCGUAUUUUACUUUUAAAUGGACUUAGUUUUUUCUGAGGAGAAACAUAACAUUCACUCUGUGGUUAAAGUUUUUAGAAUUUUAGUAACUUUCUUAAACUAUCCUGGAUUUGUACCAAACUUGGAUAGAAGAUUGUUUAUGAUCAUAGGAUAGUAUCUAGAAGUAAAUUUUGUAAAAAAAUAAAUCCAUUUUUUCUGUAUUUUACUUUUAAAUGGACUGCGGGGAUACUUUACAUUCACUCUGUGGUUAAAGUUUUUAAAAUUUUUAUAGCUUUCUUAAACUAUCCUGGGUUUGUACCAAACUUGAAAGAAGCUUAUUUAUGAUCAUAAGAUAGUAUCCAGAAGUAAAUUUUGUAAAAAGAUAACUCCAUUUUUUCUGAAUUUUACUUUUAAAUGGACUUAGAUUUUCUUCCAGUUAGCAUUACAUACAGUCUGCAGUUAAAGUUUUCAAAACAUUUAUAAGAUUCAUUAACUAUCCUAGUUUUUUAUCAAACUUGGACAGAAGCUUCUUACAAUCAUAAGAUAGUAUCAAGAGGAAUAUUUUUAUUGAUUUUUUUCCUCAUUUUGUUUGAGCCUGCGAUUUACAGCAAAAGUAGGCGAGACACUGGGUUCCGCGGAACCCUUACAAAUUUUUAAUAAAAUACAUUUGUCAUGUCUUCCUAUCAGUGUUCUUCCUCUUAACAAUAUCACCAUCUGAUUAGCAUUGUGGUACUAUGUGCUGUUAUUGUUCUAAUCCUUACAAUUUCAGUAUUCUAUUGGAUUCCUGAUAGUUUCAUGAACAUAUUAAAGUCUAAGUUUCAUAUCUGUCAUGUACAAUGCAACUUUUACAGAAAAUUCCUUUGGUGAACACUACAUAAAAUACUUAUUCAGCUAAGAAUUUAUCCAGAAAAAUAAAUUUUAAAUAAUUAAAUGCCACCAUAAA
This is a messenger RNA of Mytilus trossulus (common blue mussel), 4053 nucleotides long. RefSeq names its product ERI1 exoribonuclease 2-like. The transcript is spliced from 9 exons. The record is from RefSeq and is a predicted model, not a curated record. Gene Ontology annotation, molecular function: zinc ion binding; nucleic acid binding; 3'-5'-RNA exonuclease activity. The coding region runs from base 73 to 2277 and encodes 734 amino acids. NCBI's taxonomy places the organism in Eukaryota, Metazoa, Mollusca, Bivalvia, Mytilida, Mytilidae.